AUGUCGGAGCCGCCCGGGCCCGGCCAGGAUGGAGAAGGCGAGGAAGACCUAGACGAUGGCGAGUUCCCGUUUCUGAAAGCCGACCACCCGGCCUACAAGCGGCUGCAAGAAGCCUGGCGAAAGCAGCUGACAGGCCACAAUGAUCGGGUGACCCUCCAGCUCCGAGAGAAGCAGGAGGAGCUUAAAAAGCUGGUCAAGCACCGGGAGGACAUAGGUGUGACGCUCUACGGGGCGCAGCAGCAGCUCGCGAAGCUGCAGCUGCAACUCGAGCAGCUCCACGACAAGUACGCCAUGGUGCAGGGCCAGCGAUUAGAGGACGAGGAGCAACUGAAGAAGGUCACCGGCGACUGGGACGGCAAGAAGCUGGAGGUCGAGGAGGCCACCCGACGCCUCGCCAAGUCCCAGGACGAGCUGAAUCAGCUCAACAUCACUGUGCGCCAGGUGAAGGAGUACAAUGAGCAGAUGAAGGCGGAGAUCCAGGUGACACGGCGCGCCACCUACAAGGCAGAGGACCACAUCAAGCAGAUGGAGGAGGUGAAGACCAAGCAGGACCUCCUCAUCGACACGAUGAACGAAGACAUCAAGCGGCUCACGGAGCGCAAGGCGCUGUUGGACGCCCAGAUCUCUGCGCAGAAGCAGGAGACGGAGGCGGCCAUGGCCACACUGCGAGAGGCGAGCCGGGAGAUGGAGGCCAUCGAGUUCGAGAAGAAGCAGCUGAUGAUGCAAUGGAGGUCCUCGCUGGUGGGCAUGCAGCGGAGGGACGAGGCCCUGGAGAACGUGCAGAAGGCCCUAGAGGAGCAGAGCGAGGCGGAGCUCGCCAUCGAGAACGAGAUCCGCGGCCUGCACUCUUCCAUCCGCACCGAGCAGGAGCGGCAUGAGCAGCUGUGCGCCCUGAGGGACCGCAACGAGAAGGAGAUGCAGACUCUGCAGACGCAGAUGACGAAUCUGAAGCAGGAGCGAGAGAAACUCAUGGCCCAGUACACUACGCUCAACAAGAGCAUGGACGAGCACUCCGCAGAGACGCAGCGCCUGAAGGGCGCCAUCACCGAUCAGACCCGGCAGAUGGAGGUCCUGGAGCGGAACAUGCAGCAGGUCUCUCGGGACAUCACAGUGAUCGUGGGCAAGAUCGAGGAGGAGAUGAGCGAGCAGACGACGUGCGACCGGGUGGCUGCCAAUAGCCGAAAACGAAUGAAAAAGAUUCGGGAAGAGAUCGCGGCAAAGGAGGUGGAGACGCAGAACCUUCUCAACGAGAUCGCCCGUGUCACGGUGGACAGCCUCAACACCAAGGCGCACAAUCAGAUGCUCAAGGAUCGCCACAAGCAGCUCAGCGAUGAGCUGGCGGAGCGCGAGAAGCUCAUCGAGCAGUACGAACAAGAGAUUCGGAAGAGACACCACCAAAUUGAGAAGAAGCAGCUCUUUGUCGACCGCCUGAACAGAGAGUACGAUGAGAAGAGGACGAAGCUGGAGGCGGAGAUCGGCAACGACGAGGACGUGGCCGGGCCGCAGGAGGCCAAGCUGAAGCACAUGCGGAAGGCCAUUGCGGAGCUGACGAAGGAGUGCUCCGACAUGCAAAAGGACUGGAUCCAGAAGCAGACGCAGCUUUUGUCCGUGUCUAGUGACACGGACAAGCUGAAGGGGAUGCUCAACGAGAACAAGAAUAAGAAGAUGGUCUUGGAGCAGAAGAAGCUCCGGAUCGAGGGCCAGCUGACGGGCCAUGAGAAGGAGAUCCGGGAGCUGGAGAAUAACAUGAAGCACCUCCGCUUCGACAUGGACCGCAUGAACGGCGCCGUGGUGAAGCACGAGGCACGGUCGGACGAGAUCUCCAACUCCAACGCCAUGAUGGAGACGGAGUUCGUCCAGAAGCUCAAGGAGAUCGAGACAAAGUGCUUGGACAUGGAGCGGGAUGUAGACAGGGUGAGGAUGGACAAGGACCAGAUGAACCAGGACAUCCUGGAGUCUGAGCGCCAGGUUCUCCUUUGGGAGCGAAAGAUCACCCUCGAGAAGGAGAUGCAAGCGGCUUUGGAUCCCAACGUGGGUCAGGCCGACGCCUCGGCCAUGAAGAAGGAGAUCCACCGCAUGGAGUUGCGGCUGGAGCAGCUGAAGCGCCGCCAGGAGCAGAUGAUCGUGGAGAUGGAGCGGGCCAUCCUCAAGCGCGAUGCCAUCGCGCUGAAGCUGGAGCCCAAGGCCAAGAAAACCAAGCAGGCCGCGAACACGGCGAACGUGAAGCGGCAACUGCAGUCGCUCCGGAAUAACCUGAAGCUCUGCACCCAGGCCAACGGCGACGCGGAGCAGAAGAUCGUGGAGAGGCAGCGAGAUCUGCAGGAGCUGCAGCAGACCAUCGAGCAGACGGCCCAGGAGUAUGGCGCCCUGGAGCGGGCAAACGAGGGCCUGCGGGGCGAGGUGCAGGUUGGCCAUAUUCAGAAGCAGCAGAACCUCGCCACCAUCCUGAAGCUGCAGCGCGCAGCAAAGCGCAUGGACGAGCUGUCCAUGGGCACCGGGCCGCCGCCGCCGGGGAACAUCCGGCAGCAGCAGGAGGAGCAGUCCCAGCUGAGAGCCAAGACGGAGGAGAUUGUGAGGAGAGCCAACUACGUCUUCGGCAGAUCCUCGGGUGUGUACAGCUGCCUCGGCUGCAGUUCGAAGGCAGUUCCAGAGGUGGGCGCAUCCAAGCUCCGCAGGAGGAGGAGCAAGGGGGCGGCGGAGUUGGCCCCGAUUGAGGCGCAGGCGCAGGCUGCACGAGGGGUGCCCGCAGGCGCAGAAGCCACUCUUGUAGCAGCCGACGAGGCUCUGGACAUCUUCGUGCACCGGGAUGGCGGAGCAUGGGUCAUCACGUCCCUGUCGCCGGCGCGGCGCCUCGAGCUGAGGGCACCACGUUCAGAUGGCCUGCCACCAGCAGGCUUCGACGGCGUCAUUUGGCGCUUGGAUGACAAGGUGCUCGAGAUGAGCGGGAAGGAAGCUGGAGACGAUCCCGACGAGGAUGAGGAUCGUGGCUUCGAGCAGUGCCAGGCGCGCACGGUGUCGCGGAGGUUGAAGAAGGUCAGCUCUGGCAUGCGGCGCCUGCGCAGCGUGACCGAGAAGCUUGAGGAGAAGCUCACUCGCUACAACGAGGAUAAGCUGGAGCUUGAGAAGCAGCAGCGGCGGCUGAGCAAGAGCCUGGAGGCGGUGGACAAGGAGCAGGCGCAGCUGCAGCGCGAGCGUUUGAAGCUGCUGGAUGACCAGGAGAAGCUCGCCGCUGAGCGGCUGCGCUUUGAGGAAGAGGUGAGGCAAACCACCUUGGACUUGGCGCAAAGCCGGCGAGCGCUCUCAGCAGGGCAGUUCACGGUUCUGCCGCCGCACGUCCUCUUCUUGGCAGCACAGGACGAGUUCGUGCGGGCAACACCGGAGCUUUGUGCGCAGGACGAGGCAGCAAUGGCUGCCAUGCGGGGCAAGCCGGAGGCGGCCUUCUUCAAUGCCUGCCAAGCCUUCUUGGCUGGCAAGGGUGCAGGCGCCGAUGCAUUGGUGACGGCACUACUGGCCUUCCAAUGCCUGGUGGAUGCCAAGGCUCCCAAAGCCGGGCAGAUGCUGGAGCAGCUGGCGGGCCUAUCACAGGCGGUGGCGCGCGCGGCCAACUCGGGUGGUCGUUUGCGGCUCUCCUUUGGGGCUGCCACCUGCACACUUUGGUGCAGCAUGCAGCUGUCUGAACAGCUGUCCCGGAGGUGGGAGGAGGUGAACGCGUCGGAGGCCAUGCAGGACUUGGCCAUCGAGGAGCAGGACUGGAGCCUGAUCGUCAAGCGCAUCAGGCACCUGUCUUCAGCUGGUUCAGCGCUCAAGCGACCGCUGCGGAGCCUGCCGGACUACUGGGACCACAGGCGGCGCUUCAUUCGGUGCUUGGCAAAGCCAGGCGGUGCCAGCGAGGAGGACCUCCGCUUGCUUUUCCUGCCGCGGGACGCCCAACCCGCGGAGCUGGCGGCACACCUGCGGCGGAUGAGGUGGGUUCGGCGUUGCUCAAGCGGUGGAAGCCUCCCGGUUGUGAAGGCCUUGUCGUUUGUUCAUCGUUGCACAUUCCGUUUGAGGUUCUAUUGA
Molecule: messenger RNA, 4059 nt
Organism: Effrenium voratum
Lineage: Eukaryota; Dinophyceae; Suessiales; Symbiodiniaceae
Source: the annotation of a GenBank genome assembly